Messenger RNA from Suillus bovinus, 1625 nucleotides. RefSeq lists its product as uncharacterized. The record is from RefSeq and is a predicted model, not a curated record. Lineage: Eukaryota; Fungi; Basidiomycota; Agaricomycetes; Boletales; Suillaceae. The coding region runs from base 28 to 1149 and encodes 373 amino acids. The transcript is spliced from 5 exons.
CCCCACUUCAGCUCAAUCUUAAUCGUCAUGUCGAUGACCAACGCAAUCACUAUCAGGCAUCCGUCACAAUCUUAUAGCCCUCUACUCAGAAAAAACGACAGGCAGGGCAAGUCUACAAAGGCUUUCGAACCGUACAAUCAGCCUUCAAACAGGUUACCAGUGAGCCGGGGGAGAACACCAGUGACCAAGGACACUUCUGCAUCUCAAGCCCCUCCCCUUGAGGUCGAUCUAAGCUUGACCAAGCCUCCUGUUGCUGGACAACACAAGGUUCUUGGCUUUGUCUCACAAUCGAAUUGUGAGACAGACUGCAAGGUAUUAUUUCGGGAUAUCAGUCAAGCAGAUUACGAUUAUAUAUCUCGCAAGAUUGAAGACUGCGGUGCAAAACCAAGGUUAGAAUACAGCUGCGAUACUCGUACCCUUGUUGUUGAGAUGCAUUCCCCCGUACACAAGGCCAUUAUCAAGGUUAUCAGCAAAGGAUUGGAACACCUAGACCAGAUUCUGCAGGAAUACAUCACCAGGGAUCUAUUGUCCUUGGACACCCACACUAACUUAACGAUCGACGGGGACUCAGUGAAAUGCAUCCCCGAUAUCCUCCACAUGUCAAGAGCUGACCUAAUACAGUGCCUCAGAGACAGGGUCAAGGCAUUCCCGGAUGUUGGAUUGCUCUUCAUGGCUGAAGUCCAGGAACGGAUCCCCUACAGCGCACCCGCACGCUCGAGUCAUGUGUGGAAAAAGCUACAAAAAGAGGAGAAAGUUCGUUCCUACACCACCUUCCUUUCCAACCGCACCGGGCCAAGAUCACUCAAUAAACCCACCGAGAUUACGGUUGAACGGCACAUCUGGCAUGCGAUGUCAAGCGUACAUCUUCAGGUCUGGGUGCAAGACUGUGACGGGCAAAUCAACAUAGACAUGCAGAAUCCAGACCUCACGACACGUGGCGAAUUAUUUCCAAACACUUCAAUGGGCAAUGUCACGCUCAUGAUAGAAAAGGGACUGUCCCGAAUGAGGGACUGGUAUGCGCAUUUAUUGCAACAGGUUAGCCCAAAUGUCGAUGUUUCGGCUCUGAUGCACGCACCUGUCACUCUCCCUUUUGGAUGGGAUGAGAUGCUUCACAAGCUUGCCCUUGCAAGCAUGUCGAUGGCCUACUGAUCGGUACAGAAGUUGGUAUAGUACGGUGGCAACUAGUAGAAGGGGUGUCAAGUGCAAGGCAGCUGAAGCAUUCGAUGCAGGAGCCAAGCGCAUGACAGAUGAAGCAUUCAAUUCUGGAACAUCGAGGAACACAUGUUCCUGCACGCGUGCUCGCACUGCCGCUGUACUUGUCCUGGGGCCAGAGCUUGCCAUAAUAUAAUAGCAACAGGUACUAGAUGCCUGCCGCUAAGUCACCUUGAUACUCAUUGUUACUUAGUCCCACCAUCAGCAUUUAUCCUCACCUUGUACUCAAGUAUGCCAUCUUCAGAUACCCUUCAGUAUGAUGUAUCAUCACAUUGUACUCGUCCAUGAGGAUUUCUUCAAUUGAUACAAUAGUUGUACCAGCCUUUUGGCAUUGGCACAAGACAUUCUAAACAUCACGCUCCACCUGAUUAAGAUGAACCCGCCUCCAUGAUUCUGUCUAUGAAAUGUAUUAA